Molecule: messenger RNA, 2312 nt
Organism: Lagenorhynchus albirostris (white-beaked dolphin)
Lineage: Eukaryota; Metazoa; Chordata; Mammalia; Artiodactyla; Delphinidae
Gene: LRRC47
Product: leucine rich repeat containing 47
Exons: 6
Coding region: 43-1794 (583 amino acids)
Biological process (GO): phenylalanyl-tRNA aminoacylation
Molecular function (GO): RNA binding; protein binding; phenylalanine-tRNA ligase activity
Source: RefSeq, a predicted model, not a curated record
CCCCGGAAGAGCCCCGGCAGGGGCUGCGGGAGUGGCGGCGCGAUGGCGGCUGCGGCGGUGUCGGAGGCCUGGCCGGAGCUGGAGCUGGCGGAGCGGGAGCGGCGGCGGGAGCUGCUGCUGACCGGGCCCGGGCUGGAGCAGCGGGUGCGCGCGGCGGGCGGGCGGCUGCCGCCGCGGCUCUUCACGCUGCCGCUGCUGCACUACCUGGAGGUGAGCGGCUGCGGCAGCCUGCGCGAGCCGGGCCCGGGCCUGGCUCAGGGCCUCCCGCAGCUGCACAGCCUCGUGCUGCGGCGCAACGCGCUGGGGCCCGGCCUGAGCCCUGAGCUCGGCCCGCUGCCCGCGCUGCGCGUGCUCGACCUGUCAGGCAACGCGCUGGAGGCGCUGCCUCCGGGCCAGGGCCUCGGCCCCGCCGAGCCGCCGGGCUUCCCGCAGCUGCAGAGCCUCAACCUCAGUGGCAACCGGCUGCGCGAGCUGCCCGCCGACCUGGCGCGCUGCGCGCCGCGCCUGCAGACCCUCAACCUCACCGGCAACCGCCUGGACGCCUUCCCCGCCGCGCUCUUCCGCCCCGGCGCGCUGCCGCUGCUCAGCGAACUGGCGGCCGCCGACAACUGCCUCCGGGAGCUCAGCCCCGAAAUCGCCCACCUGGCCUCGCUCAAGACGCUGGACCUGUCCAACAACCAGCUGAGUGAGAUCCCAGCAGAGCUGGCCGACUGCCCCAGGCUCAAGGACAUCAACUUCCGGGGGAACAGGCUGCGGGACAAGCGCCUGGAGAAGAUGGUCAGCGGCUGCCAGACCAGGUCCAUCUUGGAGUACCUGCGCGCCGGGGGCCGCGGGGGCUGCCGGAGCCGGGGCAAGGCCGAGGGCCCCGACAGGGAGGAGGCGCGGAGGAAGCGGCGGGAGCGGAGGAAGAGGGAGUGCGGCGAGGGCGAGGAGGCGUGGGUGGACGAGGCCAGCCGGCUGCUGCUGCGGGUCCUGCACGUGGCCGAGAACCCGGCCCCACUGACGGUCAGGGUGAGCCCCGGGGUCGGAGACGUGCGGCCUUUCAUCGUGGGCGCCGUGGUGCGGGGCAUGGACCUGCAGCCCGGGAACGCGCUCAAGCGCUUCCUCUCUUCCCAGACAAAGCUGCACGAGGACCUUUGUGAGAAGAGGACGGCGGCCACCAUCGCAACCCACGACCUCAGCGCCAUCCGGGGGCCCCUGCUGUAUGCCGCCCGCCCCCCAGAAGACCUCAGGCCUCUAUCCUCAGCCCGCUGGACGUCCGCCUGGAGGACUGUCAGCUCUCAGAAGCCUCCCGCUGGGACCCCCAGCGACGGGCCAACGUGCAGUGUCCACCCCGUAGAUCGUCCCCUUGGGGCGCCGGGAAGUCAAGGCCAAGGACCUGGUGCGGCAGCUGCAGCUGGAGGCGGAGGAGCACAGGAAGCAGAAGAAGAGGCAGAACGUGUCGGGCCUGCACAGAUUAAGAAAACCACUUGUGACCUGUUUCUGGAAGUGACGAGCGCCGCCAGCCUGCAGAUUUGCAAGGACAUCAUGGACGCCCUCAUCCUGAAAAUGGCAGAAAUCAACAAGUACACUUUGGAAAACAAAGACGAAGGUUCCCUCUCCGACCACGAAGCCGAUGCCAUUCCUGGACAAGUCCCGGGCCCCAGGGCGACUCCAGGUGCUGAGCAGGCUGGGAGUGCCCCGCUGGUGGUGGAGCAGGUCCGGGUGGUGGAUGAGGAGGGCCACCUGAAGGUGGUGUAUCCGUCCAAGACGGACCUGGACCUCGCCGCCGCCCACGUGACUGUGCUCCGCUGAUGGCCGGGCCACUGCCUCAGGCUCCCAGGGAGGCACUGUCAGCUGCACUGGCUCUGCAGGGCUUUCGUGUGGUGAUAUUAAAUUAUUCCUUCACCUCGGUAGUUUUUAAGAUAUAUGCAUUCUCUGUUCAGUUUUCCAGUCGAUUCUGUCGUAGGGGGUGCCACGUUGACAUGCGCUGAAGUCAUUUCACCUUUACAGCACCGAAUUGACUCUGCCAGUGCUUUUAAUGAAAUCACUUGAAUAUUGGAACUAACUGCUCAAAGGGUUCUGAAAUCAUGUAGCCACACAGCAAAUCACUGUAUUCACAGGGGGAAAGGACACUAUAAUUGGUGUGAAUAUUUAGUUCUAAGUUGAGAAGCUGAACAACAUGCAUUUUGCUGAGCUGCACAGUUAUUUUUCUACAAUACAAUAUCUUUUAAAGUCCUACGGUUCCAGCAGUGCAGCUUAGAAAUGUGGGAUGUCAUGGUUUCCAGUUAUUGUAAACGAUAAUCUUUUUAUAAAAACAUUUUUUAACGUGA